Molecule: messenger RNA, 1071 nt
Organism: Candidula unifasciata
Lineage: Eukaryota; Metazoa; Mollusca; Gastropoda; Stylommatophora; Geomitridae
Source: the annotation of a GenBank genome assembly
AUGUCGGCCUUGGAAGAGCUGAAGAUCGUCCUUCAGCACGAUAUCGACGAGCAGUACCAGUACCAGCCAGGGGAGAUCAUCAGAGGCAACAUCGUCAUCAAACUGUCCAGACCAACAGCUGUGAGGACAGUUACUCUCAAGGUAUGUGGUGAAGGCAACGUCAGCUGGAAGACAGACGACGGGGAUGUGUUCCAAGCCCAAGAAUCUUACGUAGACGCAGCCAAAACCAUCGUGGACACAGCCAACCAAGACCCACUCAGUCUGCCCAGGGGAACUCAUCAGUUUUCCUUUGAUUACCUCCUUCCUGAGAACAUUCCAAGUUCUUACAUUGGCAAGUACGGCAAUGUAACGUAUACCAUGAGAGUGACGGUCAACGGCGUAAACUCCAUUGAUACUUCAAUAUCCAGCGAACCGUUUCUGGUGCUGCGUGAAUCGCCCCUUCCAGGAAAAGUUAACCAACCUAUUAUGCUGGCGACUCAGAAACGACUGUGGGCUUCCUGUACUUUCGCUAAACUUCACAUAAACGUCAGCUUAGACCGACAAGGCGGGGUGCCUGGAGAAGAUAUUUUCAUCAAUGCAGAACUCAAGAACUUCAGCAGACGUGCGGUUACCGCCAUGCAAGCAGCGCUAAUCAUGAAAAGCACAUACAGGGCGAAGAAUAACUCCAUAGAUUUCCGACAGAUUGGGAGGAGAUGGACUUUCGCACGGCUAACACUGCCUCCCUACAUCCCCGAGUCCAAACUUGAACGUUGUGACAUUAUAGAGUUGGACUAUUUCUUCCAGUUCAAGGUGGAAUUAUCAGGAGGGUCAGAUGUCACGCUUGAAGCUCCACUAUUGAUUGGAUCAAAACCUCAAGGUUUGGAGAUUCCCGCUGACGAGAAGCUGGGUUUGAAAAUAAACAGACAGUGGACUAUUCAGACGGAAUAUAACGAUGGCUGGGGAGUGGAGAUUGUACCAGAGAUGAGACCCGAAGAUGCCGUUAUUGCUAAUCCGCUCUUUCAACACAAUUUGGCUCUCCAGAAAGGAGUAAAAGUGUACCCGGAUGAAGUCAUUGAAAAUACAAAAUUAUAG